Cuscuta campestris is the source of this 1122-nucleotide messenger RNA. The record is from the annotation of a GenBank genome assembly. Lineage: Eukaryota; Viridiplantae; Streptophyta; Magnoliopsida; Solanales; Convolvulaceae.
AUGAAAACUCGGCCUCCACUCAAGCUCACCUCUCACCAAAGGGUAAAUCUUUAUUACUGUGUACCUUCAGAUCUCUCUUUCUCUAUAUCUGUUCAUGUACGGAGUAUAUAUAUGUGUGUGUAUAUAUAUACACAAACCCUGGGGUAUGUAAAAUGAAGCUUCAUAAGCUAUCGUCGUUCUUUUCUUCUAUUUUUUGCAGGUGGGGAUCUGGUUUAAGGGUUGUUAUUUGUUCUCCCAAUCAUGGCCGCCCCCUCUUCCUGCUUUGCCCUCCCUUCCAUCUUCAAUCUUCACCAGCUCAACUACCCAAGUUUGGCUUCAAAGGGAAACCAAAACUCCGUUCUUGCUGCUGCAACUGCAAAUCACACACUUUUCUACCAGCGGAUUAAGAAAGACGGAAGAGGAGGCAAUCUGAGGAAUGAAUCUAGCUUUCUAGGGGCCUCAUUUCAACUCAACAUUGGAAGAAAAUCUAUGCACAAGAGAAACUUGGGAGUAUCCGCAUCAUUGUUGCCAGCUUCUCAAGUUGCUAGCAGUGCAUUUACGUGGGGAACUGUAGCCGUUCUCCCAUUUUAUGCUUUCAUGGUUGUGGCACCAAAAUCCGCGUUGACCCAAAAAAUGAUGAAAAGUGGAACACCAUUUGUCGCACUUGGAGUGUUGUAUGGCUAUCUUCUCUAUCUCUCUUGGACACCCAAUACGUUAUGCCUCAUGUUCGCCAGCAAAUAUUGGCUGCCAGAGCUUUCGGGCAUAAUUCAGAUGUUCAGCAAUGAGAUGACUAUGGCUUCCGCGUGGAUUCAUCUUCUGGCUGUGGACCUUUAUGCUGCAAAGCAGGUAUAUGAAGAUGGAAUGCAGAAUGAUGUAGAGAUCAGGCAUUCGGUGUCGCUGUGCUUGCUGUUUUGCCCCAUUGGAAUCCUUGUUCAUCUCGCAACCAAAGCGGUAUCGGGCAUGAAGAACGGGAAACACACUGCUCAAUAACCAUACCCAUCCUCAUUUGAUUCUUUCUUCAUUGGCAAUGUUAGAACUAUGAACUAUCAUAUUUUGAUUUUAAUGAUCAUGCCUUCUCUUAAUAUUACUUCAUCCUAGUACAUGUUUGAUUGUUAUACCCUCUCCGUCCGGAUUUAGUCUGUG